Diprion similis is the source of this 1523-nucleotide messenger RNA. Its product is annotated as rRNA-processing protein UTP23 homolog. Lineage: Eukaryota; Metazoa; Arthropoda; Insecta; Hymenoptera; Diprionidae. Gene Ontology annotation, cellular component: small-subunit processome; nucleolus. The record is from RefSeq and is a predicted model, not a curated record. The transcript is spliced from 3 exons. Gene Ontology annotation, molecular function: small ribosomal subunit rRNA binding. Bases 131 to 883 code for a protein of 250 amino acids.
UGCUCCGACCUGAGAGGAUGUUCAGACAGUUCAGUUAGUUUAGUUCAGUCCGAUUCAGACUAGUGAACAGAAUCACGAUAGAACAUAAAAGCAUUACACGUUUCGUGAGAAUUUGCGAAAAGGGGACGUCAUGAAGAUAUCACGGCACAAGAAGGUGCACAAACAUCUCAGUUUCUUUGUCAAUAAUUUUCAAUUCCGACAACCGUAUCAGGUUCUUGUUGAUGGUACAUUCUCAUUUGCAGCUCUUCAGAAUAAAUUAAAUAUACAAGAUCAGUUGCCAAAGUAUUUUCAAGCCAGCGUUAAACUACUAACAACGCAAUGUGUUAUACUAGAAACAGAGAAAUUAGGGCCAAAGGUUUUUGGUGCAAUGCUUAUCGUUAAACAGUUCGCUGUGCAUAAAUGUGGUCAUGACAGAGAGCCUGUCACAGGUUCUAAGUGCUUGCGCUCAAUGAUUGGCAAAAAUAAUUCCCACAGAUAUAUAGUAGCAACUCAGGAUCGAGAGCUCCAGGAAAGCGUUAGAAAGGUUCCUGGAGUACCCCUCAUUUAUUUGCAUCAAAAAGCUCCUACACUUGAGCAACCAUCUUUAGCUAGUCAGAAACAAGCAUUAAAGUACCGAACUACAGUAGGAAUGAAUGCGCAACAAGCAGAAACGAUAGCAUUGUUAAAAAAGCAAUCCGGUUUGGCAGAAGAAAACAGCGAACCUCUGCUGAAAAAGAAAAGAAAAAAAAGUGGUCCGAAUCCUUUGAGUUGCAAGAAGCGGAAGAAAGUUGUACCAAAGCAAACAGAAAACACCAACAAAUCUGGCAAAGUUCGGAAAAGAAAAAAAAUAAAAGUUCCCCAACACGUAAAAGAAGCUUUGAGAGAUGAAAGCGCAGAGCAAUAAUUGAAGCAAUUUGACAUGUUUGGGUAAAUUACAACCUCUAAAUUUAUAAUAUAGAGGAGUAUCUACAACGAAGAAAGUUGCUAUGGGCCGUUUUAAGAAGUGACUGAUUUUUCUAAGUACGUGCAUUAGCUUCAUACAUACCUAAAUUUGAAAAAAAUUCCAACUCAGAUGUACGAAAUGAAAUUUAUUAUCUAAUAUUUAUAAUAGAUUUACAUUUAAUAAGAAUAAAGUAUUUAGUUCCGACUAAAUUGUCAUAAUUUUUUUUCUGACCUUAUACAAGUAAUAGUUUUUGGGCAGUUAUCUCGUUAAUAGUUAGGAAUUAGAGAUUAAUUUUAUGUAAGUAAAUUAUAAGAUAUUUAAUGACAAUAACGCGUUUGGAAGGUAUUGGAUUUAUCCUUUUCUUAAAUUCUACCAUCGGCUACGACGCAUUGUAGUUAACGUUCCAGGUAAUAUUAUUAUUCAAUUAACAUUAUUGCACUGGAAUAUCUGCAUCAUAUAUAGUAAUUUAAUCAUAGUAUUGAGUAGUGUGAAAGAUUCGUAUUUUGAUGCUUAAAUCUAUGUAGAAUACGAAACAUUCUACAAAAACGGAAAUCAAAUUAUUUUAAGCAAGCAGAUAGAAUAAUAGCGAUAUCUGGAUGAU